GCUGCGCACAAAGCAACACCUUGCGAUACACUACGAUUUAAACGAUUUUAUUUACAAAUUUAUCUGCGGAUUUAAAUUAUAUUCCAAAAACAAACAUAAUGUCUAUGGUUAACGUAAACACGCAUACUCCAUUGGACAUGGAACUUGGAAUCUUUCAUAAUGACGCAGAUGAGAUGUUUCUUAGAAGACUCUCAGUCUAUGCGACCAUUAGGUCAGGCGACCUAAAGAACGACGUUUCAAACAGACGGACAGACGGCCACAAAUCUCUGGCGGACCUCUUCAAAGUGUGGGAUAUCAAGGAACAGGCUGAGCUUGAUUGUGAUGAAAAUGAUCACGACCAUCCUUUGCCCGAACAGUUGGAGAUGAGAGAACACGAAUUACUUGUUAAAGGAUUUGAAAUUGACAGUCGCAUAGCCCCGGGUUUCCGCUACAACGUGCGUUAUAUUGGGACCAAUGAGUACCUCUUCAACGGAGAAGCGAGAAGACUCAAUUCAAUAGGUCUUGGUUAUGGUCGACGAAUGACAUUCCAGGGGAACAGCUUGAACUUUAAUGACUGCUUUUUCUGGUCAGACAGCAUUCCAAACGGUUACGCUCUCAAUAUACAGGCAUUAAAGGAGGGAGAUGUUUUCAUUAUCGUGGAUGCUGAUCAACAAGAAGUUGGCUCUGUUGAAGUCCAGAAAGUGGACUUUCCUCAGAUUGAAAAAGACACUUUUAUUGAUGAUAAUGCCGUCGUAAAGAACGUAAAAGUACGCUUCGCAUGCUUUUUGAAAAUGUUUAACCAUCACAGUCAAAACUUGAUGAAUGUAAACACACAAGAUUUUGAAGUGGUCGAAGGCACUGCACAAUUAGUGAAAGAAAAAGGGUCCAAAGAAGCUGUUGUGAGAUGUAUCAACGACGUCCACUUCAGUUCAAUCGGAAAUUGCACGCUUCAUAGCGACCCUUGAACUAACUAUCUAUUUGGUUUGCAAGAACCACUCCAGUGAAAAAAUCCGCUUUAAAUCUGCUGAGUGCAAAUUUAAGGUAGGCUGCGCGCAGUUAUCAAUGAGCACAUUGUGUACAUAAAACUACCACAUUUAUAUUGCUAUUGUUAUUCGAAUACAUUGUAAGAUUAGUGCUUUGUGUUUGAUUAACUUGUAGUGCACAAGUGUCUCGGAGUGCCAUUUUCCACUUGUAUAUAGAGUUUAAUUAUAAUCAUCAUGUACAUGUUCAUGAGAUUUUUUAUGUUAGUUUCUUUCCUUGUUGAUAUAUUAUUUUUGUUAUUGUUAUUUCAAUAAAAACAUUGAAAAUAUGAAA
Molecule: messenger RNA, 1293 nt
Organism: Ruditapes philippinarum (Manila clam)
Lineage: Eukaryota; Metazoa; Mollusca; Bivalvia; Venerida; Veneridae
Exons: 3
Coding region: 99-944 (281 amino acids)
Source: RefSeq, a predicted model, not a curated record